Psilocybe cubensis is the source of this 2184-nucleotide messenger RNA. RefSeq lists its product as uncharacterized. Bases 1 to 2184 code for a protein of 727 amino acids. The transcript is spliced from 2 exons. The record is from RefSeq and is a predicted model, not a curated record. NCBI's taxonomy places the organism in Eukaryota, Fungi, Basidiomycota, Agaricomycetes, Agaricales, Agrocybaceae.
AUGGCAUCCACCGUCCCCUCCCAGGAUAGAUAUGCUGCAUCCAAGCGAUCCGUUGCACUCCCUGCCAUUCCUGAGCUAUACAACAAAGACUUUCUUGAUGUGCUUAUACCUGGACUUCCUGAGGAUAUUGUCACAGUCAACGUCCCAACAGCUCGGAAUCCGAUGAUGGAAGCUCUGAAGGUGACUUCGUACCAGACAUAUACCACAAAUGGAGCUAGGGCAUACAGUUCUACCAACUCGGCGACCCUGGAUGCGUUUUCUACCAUUUCUCGGUACACCUUGCACUCGGAUAUGGUGCACUAUCUCGAGGCAUCCUGGAAGGAGGACCCAGUUCUUACUCUUCAUAUCAUCUGGAAUUUGCGCAGCAUCCACGAUGGGAAAGGUGAAAAGGAGGCAUUUUAUCGUGCUUUUGGCUGGCUCUAUGACAAUCAUCCCCGAACUGCAAUCUUCAACCUACGCUUCCUAGUCGAGCCUGUUUGCCGAUCCAAGAAAGGGGUGUUCCCGCAUGGAUACUGGAAGGACCUUCUAAACAUCCUGGCUCUCGCAACUGUUGAUGAGUUCAAAUCUUAUAACUCGCAAUUUCUACAUUCACCACGGGCUUCAUUUACUUACCGUUGCAAGAAGAAAACAGUCAAGGUUGGAACACCAGAAUCGCGCAUCGCUGCUGCCCAAGCGUUUAACGACAAAGUCAAGACUGAAGCUCGUGCUGCUCGUCAAUCAAAGCAAGCAGAGAACCACGAACGUCUCGUCAACAAACUCCUAGAUCCAAAAUACCGUGCGCUCUACAUCGCAGUCUCCCGCCUCUUUGCCGAACAGCUGGUGAAGGACAUUAAAAUUCUCGAUGCGAUCGAUGGCCUUGCUACGGAUGUUUCUCCCAUGAAGCUCCUCAAGCAGAUGAGUUUGGCUGGAAAGUGGGCGCCUACGCCCGAUUGCUCGCAUGACCGGGUUACGAACAUAGCUACGGCGAUUGUAGAGCUCAUAUACUCCUCUCAGGCCUGUGGCCCCUUUCCUGCUGCUCUGAACAGCAACGAUCUCCCUGCACAAGAACGGGCGCAUAUCUUGCGAUCGUUUUACCAGCGCUGGAUUCUGACCAAACUACGAAGCAAGUUAAGCUGCCCGGAACCUUUGAUGUCGUCGAACCGGUGGAAGGAAAUCAAGUACUCUCGCGUUCCGUCAAAGUGCAUGCAAACAAACACCCCGCACUUUUUCAAACAUGACCCAGCGGGUUUCAAGGCAUACCUGACAUCGGUGAAGAUGAACAAAAGGUCUAUUAGUGGUGCGACGCUGAUGCCACAUGAGCUGGCUGGGCAGAUCUUGACCCUCCACAACGGGGCCAAAAAGGUGGGGGAGGAGCUUGCGAGCGUCCAGCUGGGCGUCGUCGAGUCCCAGUGGAAAACCCUCGUGGACCGUCUGCGAGAGUCGGGGGCGCUCGAGAACUCUAUCGCCAUCUGCGACGUAUCUGGAUCAAUGGGAAACCUACAGAGAAUAUCCCAGGGUAAAGGGAAGACUGUAAGGCCCAUUCUCGCUGCAGUCUCUCUCUCACUGGUGCUUGUGCACCUCGCGAAACCGCCUUUCAACGCUGGGUUUAUAACGUUCUCUGAGCAUCCUAAAUUCCACACUGUUGAUACUACCAGACCGCUGGCGCAGCAGCUGCACUCGAUGACGUAUGCGGACUGGGGCAUGAAUACGAAUCUCCAAGCAGUGUUUCUCAAGUUGCUCCUGCCUCUCGCGGUGAAGAAUAACAUCAAGCAGGAGGAUAUGAUCAAGCGGCUGUUCAUCUUCUCGGACAUGCAGUUCGACAGCUGCCAAAGGGGCGUUCCAGACGCAGAUGGAUGGACUACGAAUUAUGAUUGCAUUGAAAAAGCGUAUGCGGAGGCUGGGUAUGCGGUGCCCCAAAUUGUGUAUUGGAACCUUGCAGGGUCGCGGAAGACGGUGGAGGUGCUGGGCGAUAGGAAGGGCGUGGCGAUGAUGAAUGGGUUCUCUCCUGCUAUGUUGAAGGUCUUCAUGGGCGAAGAAGAGGAUCGGAGGACGGAGGAUGCGAUGGAAUGGGAAAAUAUCACAGAGGGGGGUGAGAGUGUAACGGUCGUCGAAAAGGUGGAAGACGAAAAAGCAUUCAACCCGGUAAAUGUGAUGAAAAAGGCUCUCUUGAAGAGAAGCUUUGAAGGUUUAACUGUCCUAGAUUGA